AUGGCUGAAGCAAUGGAUGGAGCAAGCAUAGAGAAAAGGAAGGAAAUUAUGGAAAAACUAAAAUCUUCACUACCAGAUGACUUGACAAAGACGCAGAGAAAGAAACAAGCUAAAAUAAUGUUCAAAAAACUUCAAAUGAAAGAAAAGUCAAAACUUCAAAAGAAGAAGCCAAAGCAUACGAAAAGACUGACAAAGACAAUGUCAUGCAGUGAUGCCAGCAAAGUGAGAGUUGCCAUAGAACUAGGCUACUCUGAGCUAAUGACUGAAAAGGAUAUUAGAAUGUUAAUUAAGCAGUGUCAGAGGUGCUAUUCAGAGAACAGACACUCUGUCAAGCCAUUGCAACUGUACAUGACAAGUCUUAGCGGGACUGUAAAGGAAGCAAUGGAGACACUAGAGGGAUAUGAUAAAUGGGACGUUCACUUUCACGAAAAGAAAUAUUUAGAUGUUUUUGAACAAAAAGAUAUUGUAUUUUUAGCUGCUGAAUCACCUAAUAUACUAACAGAAUUAUCUGAUGAUAAAGUAUAUGUCAUAGGCGGACUGGUUGAUCAUAAUCGCUACAAA
Messenger RNA from Amphimedon queenslandica, 561 nucleotides. RefSeq names its product tRNA methyltransferase 10 homolog A-like. The record is from RefSeq and is a predicted model, not a curated record. The transcript is spliced from 5 exons. Gene Ontology annotation, cellular component: nucleus. Gene Ontology annotation, molecular function: tRNA binding. Gene Ontology annotation, biological process: tRNA N1-guanine methylation. NCBI's taxonomy places the organism in Eukaryota, Metazoa, Porifera, Demospongiae, Haplosclerida, Niphatidae. The annotation marks the transcript as partial.